AUGAUCGCUCUCGGGACGAAGCUCUUUAUCUUUGGAGGUACUUCUCGAAAAGGCACCCCAGGAGUAGCCCAAUGUGAUAUCUAUGACUUUGAACAGAGCAUGUGGAAAGAGGGCCCGCGGUUGCCGGUUGCAUUCCGAGGAGGCAGCAGUGUUUUGGUAAGGGAGAGAUAUGCCGUGGUCUUUGGUGGUAUUGGCCAGGGGGAGAAACAGUUGAAGCAGUCGUGGGUUUUGGAUUUAAAACCUUGGCUGGAAGCAGGCAGCGACACCGCAGAGGCCCCAGCUUCUUCUUGGUUUCGUGGCCCUGAUCUUCCCAUGGAGUUGGGCGAUCCCAUGAUUUGUUACGUUUCCGAUGCAGCGAGCGGUAGGCCAGAAAGCUGGAUCUUAGCCGCAGGCCCCUCGUUGCUUGGAAACUUUUGCGUGGGGCUGAAGAUUACUGCCGACGCCGACUUGACACAAGCGAAGUUCUGGCGAAGUCUUCGCUGGCUAUCAAUGGGUGCUACGCCGGAUUCAUACAUUCUCACCGGAUGCGUUGCUUCGAAAGGAUCGCUGAUGAUUGUCGGUGGGUACAGCUGCAGCGAAAACACGGCAACGGACAAGGUCUGGUUCCGUGAGUUCUCCCAGCAACCAGGCCUUCUGCUCCCGGCAGCGCCCAGUAGCGGCGGGGAUCUCAAAGAGAAAUCAGAGCUGCUUGAGCUGCAGAGGAUGGUGUUGAACGAUCACUUCCCCAUUGGAAGACUUGGUCUGCCGUUGUCUGAGGAGCAACUCUUUUCAUCGGAUGCUGUGAAAAAACUCACUUUGCUGCCUCCGGGUUUGUGUGACAUGUGCCUUGAUUCUGGUCGCUCCGUGGAGGCGUCUAGAACUGAUACAGCUCGCUUUUGCAUCCAGAAGGAUAAAAUGUCGCGACGAUUCUCAAUGUGCAGCCGUUGCUUUUGUGCUGCAACUGAAGUUUCAACCCAGGAGACAACAGAAACAGUGAAUGUUCUGGAACAUGCAAUGUCAACGCCCAACGAAGAGGAGAAAGAUGCAGGAAACACAUCAAUCGUAGGUGAAGGUGGGGAGGAGAAGAAGGAGGAGAGUACCGAAGAGGAAAAGCUCACUGAGGACCUUAAGGCUGUGCUGCUUGAAGAUUUUCACCGAUCGCUGGAGGAGGAAGGUAUCGUUGUGGACGGAAAGAACGUAGAGACUCUUUUUGAUGGAGUCUUUGGAGAAGAGAAAGGCGAGAAGAACAACCGCAGGGAAUCGACAAGAAACGAGCCAGGGCAGGUCUUCCGCAACAUUGUCUGGCGUGGCCAACAAGGCAAGCUCCGGUUGACUUCUGAUGGGUUCUCCUUCAAACCCAAAGGCAGCGCUUGCUAUUCUUGGCAAUGGUCGUCUGUGCAGAAGUGCCUCAUGGCUGCCAAGCAAAGCAAUCAGACCCAGCUGAAGCUAUCCUGCAAGCACAGCACAAGGAAAUCUGUGAUUUUCUCGCUCCGAACUAGAGAGGACUUGGAAGCCUUGCACAAGGUUGCGAAGAACUACAUGAGAGAGGCGCAGUCAAAGGGUGGCACCAUGCAUGCAGAUGAAUCGGAAAGAACAGCCUCCACCACGGAUACCACUGGCCGUGACGUUUCAGAGAGCUGGCUCUGA
Messenger RNA from Seminavis robusta, 1626 nucleotides. The record is from the annotation of a GenBank genome assembly. Lineage: Eukaryota; Bacillariophyta; Bacillariophyceae; Naviculales; Naviculaceae.